Momordica charantia (bitter melon) is the source of this 521-nucleotide messenger RNA. Its product is annotated as geranylgeranyl pyrophosphate synthase, chloroplastic. NCBI's taxonomy places the organism in Eukaryota, Viridiplantae, Streptophyta, Magnoliopsida, Cucurbitales, Cucurbitaceae. The record is from RefSeq and is a predicted model, not a curated record. Gene Ontology annotation, biological process: isoprenoid biosynthetic process. Gene Ontology annotation, molecular function: geranylgeranyl diphosphate synthase activity.
AGGUACAUCGGAUUGCUAUUUCAAGUUGUUGAUGAUAUUCUGGACGUAACAAAAUCUUCAAACGAGUUGGGGAAGACAGCGGGGAAGGAUUUGAUUGCUGAUAAAGUUACUUAUCCAAAACUCAUAGGAAUUGAACAGUCGAGGGAAUUUGCUAAAAAAUUGAACAUAGAUGCUCAGGAUCAGCUCUCAGGGUUUGAUCCAGAUAAGGCUGCUCCAUUGAUUGCUUUAGCAAAUUAUAUUGCUUAUAGGCAAAACUAAUAUUAUUUAUGUGCUAAAAUUGCAUUCAUAGUGAAUCUUGAUGCUUCUUAAUUUGAGUUUAAUGCAAUUUCUUCUUGAAAUAUGGAUUCUGGAGUCAUUCCUGUGCCAUCUAGUUUUGUAUGAAUACUCAUAAAAGCUCUCAAAAUUCUCUAAUUCUUGUAUUAAAAUAGUCCCUCAGAUUCAUAUCUUAAUGUUAAGUGAUAGCAACAUUAUAGAUUUCUAAAUUUUUUUUUACCAUAUAUAGAAUAUAAGACAUUCUGAAA